AAUUGAUCAACGUAUUUGUACAAUAAUGGGUUCACGUUCGCGCAGUCCGUCGGUGAAACGCCGCCAUCAUAAGAGCAAACACAAAAAGCGCAGCAAGAGUAAGUCACACAAUCGCGACAGGGAACGGGACCAUGAGCACGAGCGCAGUAGCUGCACCCGCAGCAGUCGCACGGAUAGAGAAAAGUCGGCGGAGAUUAAUCAUGGUCGGCGAGAGCGCGAUAGGCAUCGCAGCGACAGGCACACUCACACGCACCUGCACACACACACAGAUCGCGACUAUCACCGGCACUCGCACUCCAAGUCCCGCAAACGCUCCAGCUCCUCGAGCAGUGAUAGCCAGCAGUACUCGGAUCACGAGACGCAACGCAGUCGACACAAGCGCAGUCGAUUCAAGAAACUGGAUGAGCAAAAUUUACUUCAGGUAGAGCGACUUGCCGAAAUGGAACGGCAGCGUCGACAAAAAGAAGCUGAGCAGAAAACAAUAGAAGAGCAGGCGGCCAAGCGCAUUGAAAUGCUCGUCAAGAAACGUGUCGAAGAGGAGCUCGAGAAGCGACGCGACGAAAUCGAGCAGGAGGUGAAUCGUCGCGUCGAGACAGCCAAAGCUGAAAUGGAACGUGAAAUGAUGCUGGAGCUGGAGAAGCGGCGCGAGCAGAUACGCGAAGAAGAACGCCGUCGCGAGGAGGAAGAAAAGCAAAAACGCGAAGAGCUCGAAGAAAUUUUGGCCGAAAAUAAUCGCAAAAUCGAAGAGGCACAAAGAAAAUUGGCCGAAGAGCGCUUAGCUAUCAUUGAGGAACAGCGUCUGAUGGACGAGGAGCGGCAGCGUAUGCGCAAAGAGCAGGAGAAGCGUGUCAAGGAGGAGCAAAAGGUCAUAUUGGGCAAAAAUAAUUCAAGACCAAAAUUAUCGUUUUCCCUGAAACCGGGCGCGUUAUGAGCCAUCAUUCAGCCAGUAGCGGGCGUUCCUUUCUGCCUUGUUGACAGCUUCUUGCUUUUCAUUUUCUUACAUUUAUUUGAUCACGAAUUGGCGCUUUGCUUGCGCUUAAAACCAA
Drosophila navojoa is the source of this 1046-nucleotide messenger RNA. It is a transcript of the gene Arglu1, whose product is annotated as Arginine and glutamate rich 1. Gene Ontology annotation, cellular component: nucleoplasm; mitochondrion. NCBI's taxonomy places the organism in Eukaryota, Metazoa, Arthropoda, Insecta, Diptera, Drosophilidae. Gene Ontology annotation, molecular function: cadherin binding. The record is from RefSeq and is a predicted model, not a curated record.